AUGUCGCCACGCAGGGCACCCUGCGCACUUGUCGGCCUCUUGAUCCUGCUCGUCCUGCUCGGCCGCCAUGUCCGAGCCCCCGACGUCAAUCCGGAGCCGUUGAGCGAUGCUUUCUGGGAAGAGCUCGUCGCCGGUCAUCCCGUCGUGGAUGGCUUCGAGGAUCUGCUGAGCAGCGGCAGCAGCAGCGGGGCCAAGAGGCCUUGGGAGGACCCAGACGCCGUCGAAGUCGUUUCGAGCAGCAGGCCGGCCGCGCAUCGGUCCGCAACCCUCGACGUUGUCGACCCGCCUCGCCCAGCCAAGGUGCCGCACACCCCGAACCUCGACACCAAUUUAGUCCGGAAGGACGGCCAGUCCUCGGCGCAACCUGCGUGGACACUUUCCGCUUGGUCGACGGUCUGGUUGAUGCUCCAUUCGACGCCACCGGCUGAGCUCGAGAUCCUCAGGGAGCUCAAGGGCGCACCCCACAGCGACCCCGACCGACCCUGGCUGUACUUCUACACGCACCCGACCGCCUUCUCCCAGGAUCCCGAGCACCGGCUCGCCGGGCGCAUCGACCUGCGCGAAUCGACCCAGGCGCGAGCGCGAUCGCGGUUCGCGGCGAAGCCAGAAGAGCGAACCCUGGUGCUGCUCAAGUACCUCUCGGACCUGCGCUACUACGACACGGGCAUCAGCAGCCUCGGGGCGCGGCCGUACUGGAUGCCCCUGGACCAGCCCAGGCCCUUUUUCGACCGCCAGCGCAUCCUGCGCGAGACGCGCACCACGAUCCGGAGGGGCUUCACGGCGCGCGGCGCGCUGACGCCCUAUGUAGUCAACGGCGACACGCUCGUCGCCUUCCGCGACCUCUCGCUGCGCAGCACGGCAAGAGGCGACGACGAGCUCAUCUACUUGUACGUGUCGGCGCACAUGUAUCCCCUCGACGUCGAUUCGCCGGUCAUCGAGCUGGGCAUCCUAGCGACCCCCUUUCGCACCUACGGCAGGUCGCUCUUUCAUCCGCGCGAGGUCCUGGUCGGGCUGUAA
Molecule: messenger RNA, 1017 nt
Organism: Pseudozyma flocculosa PF-1
Lineage: Eukaryota; Fungi; Basidiomycota; Ustilaginomycetes; Ustilaginales; Ustilaginaceae
Exons: 1
Coding region: 1-1017 (338 amino acids)
Source: RefSeq, a predicted model, not a curated record